Messenger RNA from Xyrauchen texanus (razorback sucker), 7363 nucleotides. Its product is annotated as metabotropic glutamate receptor 1-like. The coding region runs from base 166 to 3645 and encodes 1159 amino acids. The record is from RefSeq and is a predicted model, not a curated record. The transcript is spliced from 9 exons. NCBI's taxonomy places the organism in Eukaryota, Metazoa, Chordata, Actinopteri, Cypriniformes, Catostomidae. Gene Ontology annotation, biological process: regulation of synaptic transmission, glutamatergic; G protein-coupled glutamate receptor signaling pathway. Gene Ontology annotation, molecular function: adenylate cyclase inhibiting G protein-coupled glutamate receptor activity; G protein-coupled receptor activity involved in regulation of postsynaptic membrane potential. Gene Ontology annotation, cellular component: postsynaptic density membrane.
AAAGAAGGAUUCGCAGUUUGUGCUCCGGCAGCUCAGGAGAGAGAUGUGAUGAUAUGCGCUGUGAUUUCAGGAAACCUGUUCAUCAUGGCUUGACAGGAAGGCAACAAAUAACUGUGUUUCUUAACAGCAAGAUGGACAUGAUUUCAAGUGGAAACAUAUGACACCAUGGGAAUGAUCUUGAGAAUGAAUUUCAUCUCUAUUUUCUUUCUUCCAUCCUUACUGUUUUGUACUCAUCCCAUCUCAGCUGCUAACUUACAGCGGCCAUUGGUAUCCAGGGCAGCAACCCGCUCGGUGGCGAGGAUGGAUGGAGAUAUCAUCAUCGGGGCUCUGUUCUCUGUCCAUCAUCAACCGGCGGCUGAGAGGGUCGCUGAGAGGAAGUGUGGUGAGAUCAGGGAACAGUAUGGAAUCCAAAGGGUGGAAGCGAUGUUCCACACGCUGGACAGAAUAAACGCAGAUCGAUACCUUCUACCCAACAUCACUCUGGGUUGUGAAAUCAGGGACUCUUGCUGGCACUCAUCAGUAGCUUUGGAACAAAGUAUUGAGUUCAUAAGAGACUCUCUCAUUUCCAUCCGUGAUGACAAAGAAGGGUCAAAAUGGUGCGUUGAAGGACAUCCUUCGGCUCAGCCACCAGCCACCAAAAAGCCCAUUGCUGGUGUCAUUGGACCCGGGUCCAGCUCAGUGGCCAUUCAAGUUCAGAACCUGUUGCAGCUUUUCAACAUCCCCCAGAUUGCUUACUCAGCUACAAGCAUUGACUUGAGUGAUAAAACUCUCUUUAAGUACUUCCUUAGGGUUGUCCCAUCUGAUACCCUUCAAGCCAGAGCUCUCUUGGACAUUGUAAAACGGUACAACUGGACUUAUGUGUCAGCAGUUCAUACUGAGGGGAAUUAUGGGGAAAGUGGCAUGGAGGCCUUUAAGGAACUGGCGUCUCAGGAGGGUCUGUGUAUCGCCCACUCUGACAAAAUCUACAGCAAUGCUGGAGAGAAACACUUUGACCGGCUGCUGAGGAAACUUCGAGAACGUCUACCUAAAGCUCGUGUGGUAGUCUGCUUCUGCGAGGGAAUGACUGUACGCGGUCUCCUCAUGGCCAUGAGACGCCUCGGUGUAGCUGGAGAAUUCCUCCUCAUUGGCAGUGACGGCUGGGCAGACCGAGACGAGGUUGUGGAGGGUUAUGAACAGGAAGCCGUGGGUGGAAUCACGAUGAAGCUACAGAGUGAGGAGGUCACGUCCUUUGAUGACUACUAUCUGAAGUUACGCCUCAACACCAACACUAGAAACCCCUGGUUUGCGGAAUUCUGGCAGUAUCGUUUCCAGUGUCGUCUCCCAGGACACCCACAAGAAAACACAAAUUAUAAGAAGAACUGCUCAGGUUAUGAAAACUUGGAGGACAACUAUGUCCAGGACAGUAAGAUGGGUUUUGUCAUCAAUGCCAUCUAUGCCAUGGCUCAUGGCCUGCAUGAUAUGCAUCAGCACCUGUGCCCAGGUCACAUAGGACUGUGUGAGGCGAUGGACCCUAUUGAUGGCAGCAAACUGCUGGACUUCCUCCUCAAGACGUCCUUUACUGGUGUGUCUGGAGAGGAUGUGUGGUUCGAUGAAAACGGGGACUUACCAGGCAGGUAUGACAUUAUGAACCUGCAGUAUGUCAAGCCUGGAGUCUAUGACUAUAUAAAUGUGGGCUCUUGGCAUGAAGGCAUUCUGAGUAUUGAUGAUUAUAUUAUCCAGAUGAACCGCAGCGAGAUGGUCCAUUCUGUCUGCAGUGAGCCCUGCUCUAAAGGAGAGAUUAAAGUGAUCAGGAAAGGAGAGGUGAGCUGCUGUUGGAUCUGUACGGCUUGUAAAGACAAUGAAUAUGUCCAGGAUGAGUUCACCUGCAAAGCCUGUAAGCUGGGAUGGUGGCCUGAUGAAGAACUGAAUGGCUGUGAGCCACUUCCCUUGCGUUACCUGGAGUGGAGCCAUCCAGAAUCCAUCGCUGCUGUCGUCUUUUCCUGUCUUGGCAUCCUAGUGACCAGUUUUGUCACAUUCAUCUUCAUACUGUACCGAGACACACCCGUUGUGAAGUCGUCCAGCCGUGAACUCUGCUACAUCAUCCUCGCUGGAAUCUUCCUGGGUUACAUUUGCCCCUUCACUCUCAUUGCCCGCCCCACUGUAGCUUCAUGUUACCUACAGCGCCUCCUGGUGGGCCUCUCAGCUUCCAUGUGCUACUCCGCUCUCGUCACCAAGACCAACCGCAUUGCUCGUAUUCUAGCCGGCAGCAAGAAGAAGAUCUGUACACGCAAGCCGCGAUUCAUGAGUGCCUGGGCACAAGUGGUUAUCGCUUUUAUCCUCAUCAGUGUGCAGCUAACGUUGGAAGUCACGUUGAUCAUUUUAGAGCCUCCGGAACCUAUCAAGUCCUAUCCCAGUAUCCGAGAAGUGUAUCUCAUUUGCAAUACCAGCAAUUUUGUCAUGGUGGCGCCACUAGGCUACAACGGCCUACUCAUCCUAAGCUGCACCUACUAUGCCUUCAAAACACGCAACGUCCCAGCUAACUUUAACGAAGCAAAGUACAUCGCCUUCACUAUGUACACAACUUGCAUUAUCUGGUUGGCUUUUGUUCCCAUUUACUUUGGAUCUAACUAUAAGAUCAUCACCACUUCCUUCUCCGUGAGUCUUAGCGUAACGGUGGCUCUCGGCUGCAUGUUUACGCCAAAAAUGUACAUAAUCCUCGCUAAGCCGGAGAGAAACGUACGCAGUGCGUUCACCACCUCCGACGUGGUCCGUAUGCACGUAGGGGAUGGUAAAAUUGCUUGCAGGAGCAACAGCUUGCUCAACAUGUUCAAACGCAAGAAGAACACAUCUGGAAAUGCAAAUUCUAAUGGCAAGUCUGUGUCAUGGUCUGAACCAGGUUCAAGACAGCCUCCGAAAGGAGAUCACAUGUGGCACAGACUGUCUGUACAUGUGAAGAGACAGGAAGCCGGCUCCAAUCAGACGGCUGUCAUCAAACCCCUAACUAACACCUACAAUAACCCAGGCAUGGAGUUUUCCAAUCUAAGCACCAAGACUCUGUACAAUGUGGCUGAGGAGGAUGAGGGUGACCCAAUCAGAUACGACCCCUCGGGCAGCCCUCCUCUUACGCCCCUCAGGCAGUCGCCUAUAGGCAAGCCUAUGAAGGAGGUGGGCACAGAUCUGAAAUUUUACACUCCUAAACAACACUUGCCACUGAACAGUGUUCUCCCCGAAUAUGUUAUUGUAGACCACCUCCAGGAAGGGGUGGGAAAAUUCAGCACAAACAUGCCUGAUUUGGAUGAGAUUGUAAGCCUAGCCAAACCGGGCGAUAUACUGCAUCCUCAGCCCUUUCUGCCUAUGCAAUCGGGAUCUUACCCGGAAGAGCCCUUUUCCUCUCUGGAGGAGGUUGACAAUGAGCAGUUUGGACUUCUCCAAAGCUACAUGUAUGACAAUGCACAAAUCCAUGAUGAGGAGGAGUUGGUACAGUUUAAAAUGGCAAUGGAGGACUCUAUGGCACUCAUGCCACCUUCGCCGUUUCGAGAUUCCCUUGGCUCGGGCAGCCCGAUUCCUAACUCCCCUAUUUCUGAAUCCAUCUUAUACGCACCUCCGAGCGUGACUUACGCGUCCGUCAUUCUCAGAGACUUUAAGCAAACCUCCUCAACUCUUUGAAUAAAAUGUAUAAGGACAUCAUAAUAGGUGAUCAUUUCACAAGUUCCUAGUUUGUUCUUAGUAAUAGUAACUACUUGAAAUUAAGUUUUUAUAAUGUUUUCCUGUUAUCAAAGUGUUUUAAAGAGACUGUAUUGAAGUGAAUGUAUUUUGUCCAGGGUCCAAAAUCAACACACGCCAAACAGACAAGCCUGAUCUCAUGAAAACUACGUGACUGUGGUGACAUUUUUGCAAAAUUAUAUUAAGUAGGUUUUUGAGGUGGCAGUUCAAAGGUGAAAUGUCCACUGUGUGGCGAUAAAAGCAAGUUACAUUUUCUCUCAAACAAGAGUUUUUGAGGUAAAUGCUCUAUCGAGUUUUACAACCAAAAUAACUGACCUCCCUACCUUAAACCUAAACCUAAACCUUAUCUUUAGUGUCAGAAAAAUAACAUUUAUAAAACGUAAUUGCAGAAGCUUCUAUGACACUUUCAGCUCAAGUGUCGACUUGCGUGCAUUUCAGGACUCGUGCCACAGUUCUUUGCAUCGCAAGUGUAACGUUCUGUAAGUUGAGCUACGCACUAUUUAUUUCAAGCUCGAACAAGCUCAUAAAUGUUGUUGGUUAUGUAAUGCAAACAUUAGAACAAGUCAUGCACUACAGUAAAAGUGUUCAGAUGUCAUAAUAUAGCAUUGUGUGAGGAAUAGGGUGAAAAGGAAUUGUUUAUGAACUGAUAAUCUGCCUCUCUACUCAUGAUUUGUGUGAAAGUGAAUUAAAUUAAUUGUUGUUGUAAUGCCUCUGGUGUUUCCUGAUACCUACAACAAGCCACGUAAAAAUCAUUUUGCAAAAAUGUAGUUGUAGUUACAUGAUUUUUUUGAGACCAGGUAUGCUGAUUAUAACGUGUCUUUUGACCCCACUUUUUCAUGGCUGAUACAUUUUCUUAAUUCAUUCGCCAUUGGCAGGGGUGGCAAAAGGUUCAUUUCGGACCCUCACUGAAGAGACCUAAUCAGUGAUGCACUGAAUUAAACGGGCUCCAAACAUGGAAAAAACUCUUUCAUUUCUGUCGCUGUCCCUUUUGUAUUUUGGCAGCAUUUGACAAGAUCCAACAUCAGUGAUUGUGAUGCUGUAGAGCUAUUUGUGCUCGUGUCGCAUUGUCUUCCAUUGUAGAUCAAAUCAUGUAAAGGACUUUCUCAGAACAUUAGCAGUAAAUGAAGAUUUAGUGCCCAAGUAAGUUCAAACUUAGUGCAGCAGUUCCAUUCAGUUACAAGUAAAUACAAAUAGGUGUUUUAUACAAUAAAUCACUGGCAUAGAAUUGGGGAAGACGGGCUAUGCUAUGAAGGGGGGGAUUUUUCCACCGCACUUAUGCAUCUGUCCAUGUUUAUAAAUUCUUAUCAACGCUGCAAAUAAUUUUGCAUGAGUUAGGCCUACCUUGCAAUUGCGUGGCUGUGAGUCUGACAUAUUGAGAUGCAAAAACUGAAGUCCCCCCUCCGAUGUAUGAGUUGGAAUCGGCCAAUUAGUCGGCAGUGUCACGUGGUACCUGUUACGCACCCUGCAUUUGGUCCCCCUCAAAGUUGAAACCAAAUCUAUGGCAUUGCAAUCAAUCAACAUGACUUUUAUAAAUUAUAUUUUUAAACUAAUCUAAACAGCAACAUAAUUUAUAAGUGCUAUAGGUAUCAUCAACUAAUUAAUAAAGCAGAAACAUUCAAUUAAAGGAACAAUAAUUUACUUAUGCAUCAAAUGUAUUAAACUAAGUUCAGAUAUCACAUGCCUAAAUGUACAAUGUAGCAAAGAUUGGAUAGUGUUUAAGUGCCAAUGUCAAUAUUGCGACACUUUCAUUUAUAUUAGAUGUAUUUUUGUGUUUUUGUCUGUGUGUGUGCGCGCGAGUGUGUGCGUGUGUGUGUGUGUGUGUGCGCGCGCGCGAGUGUAUGUAUGCGCGCGCGCGAGUGUGUGUGUGUGUCUGCGUUUGCGUGCGUGUGUGUGUUUGUAAUGCAUGUGUAUGUAUGUGCGUGUUGUGUGUGUGUGUUUGUGUUUUAAAAACAGUAAAACAGAGACUGUAUAUGCUGACUUGCUUCUAUAUAUAUUUAUGAUAUUUUAAAUAAUGAGUUAGAUGUAAAUAUUACUAUGUAAUAUAUAAUUAUAUUAAUUGUAUAUUUGGAUUGAAAUGGUCAUAAGUCAAAGUGCUUGUAGAAUUUAUGAAUGCAUUUAAUGAUAUAGUUGUUUUCUUUUGUGUGUGUGUGUGUGUUUAUUGCUCAAUGUUGGCUGAAUGUUAUAAUAUCAAUGCAAGUCUUUACAAUGUUAAAAGUACUGCCUCCAAGCUGUCAGUGUUUUAAAGAAGAUUCAAUGAACCAUUAAUGUGCAACAGGGCCACCGACAGCAAUUUCACCAGAAUGUAGCAUUUAAUCAUAACAAUAGCGGCCUUUGUAUGUUUGCAACAUACUUAGACUUUGUAAACUGUAGCAAUUACAUCAUCAUAUUGUUAUGACCAGUGUUGGGUGUAAUCCAAUUACAAAGUAAUAAAUUACUAUAAUGAAUAUUUUUGUCAAAAAAGUAGUGUAAUGCAUUACAUUUUAAAUUGUGUAAUCAGAUUACAGUAACUAACUUUCAGUUAAUUUAAUUACUUUUAAGUGUAUAGUGUUGUGCUCAUUUCUAAUAUAUUAUUUAUGUAGAAUAUGUGAAUUAAGACCCUGUAACGAGUCAUUGUGAAGCAGACAUUAGCCGCUUUUCCACCAUCAGGCCGAACAGUUCCGUGCCGAUCUGGGCCAGCUGGCGCAGUUAAGGAUUUUUCUUUUUCCCACUGUGGUACGUAACAGAUCUGUCUUUUGGCAAUGCCGUGAGAGGUAAACAUACAAGUCACCACGUAUUAAAGCCAUUCCACCGGCACGGUUGAGUACGUUAGCUAACUGUGCCGAGAAUUCCAGGCCAAAAACGGUUUAUAAUCGUGCCGUCCGAACCAUGCUCAUGUGGAAAUGCUACUGUAACCGUUCCAUACUGUGCUCAGAACCGUUCUGUCCUAUGGUGGAAAAGUGGCUAUUGUAUGUCACAAUGAACAAGAAAGAAAUAUAGAUAUUAUUUUUAAUUUGUUGAGCGUAAAAGUGUUUUAAAUCAAAAAGUAACUUAAAAGGAAAGUAAUUAGCAAUGUGAAACAUUAUCAGUAAAGUAAUCUGAUUACAAUUUUAGAGCAAUAAUUAGUCAUUUGUAGUGGAUUACUGUUUUUAAGUAACCCAAACAACACUAGUUAUGACUGUUUAAGUCCAACACAUGACCAUUACAAAAUUGUUAAGGAAUUUUAAGCAUUUAUAAAGGAUUGUAUUUAAGUAACUAUUAAGAUGUUAUCUGAAUUAUUAUUAGUGCAUCAUGCUGUAAGUUUUCUUCUUGUUUCGGUUGCAGUGCAAUAUAUUUUUGGUUUCUGAGCUUGUCAGAUUGCACACUUUACUCUUGAAACUAUACUUUAGCUCUGAAGUGUACAUUUCUGCUCUUAUAUUAAAGACAUUGCUAUUGCAUACUCCCUAAAUGGAGCUUAGAUGUACAGUAGGUAACUGCUUGUACACAUUUAGUUAUACUAUAUUUGUCAAAAGCUGUUUAGCUCAAUAAUUUAAUGAGCAUGUUUUCUUAGUUUAUGAUACUGAUUAAAUGCUGUACAUUUUGUAUAUAAUCUCUGAGGGUUGUUAUUGCAGUUGGUGUUUAGUUAAUGAUUUCCCAAAAUGUGACCUGUUACUGUAUGUUACUGCUUUCAUGUGACAUUGUCAAA